Molecule: messenger RNA, 3698 nt
Organism: Limulus polyphemus (Atlantic horseshoe crab)
Lineage: Eukaryota; Metazoa; Arthropoda; Merostomata; Xiphosura; Limulidae
Product: rhodopsin, GQ-coupled-like
Exons: 2
Coding region: 1699-2949 (416 amino acids)
Biological process (GO): G protein-coupled receptor signaling pathway
Cellular component (GO): membrane
Molecular function (GO): G protein-coupled receptor activity
Source: RefSeq, a predicted model, not a curated record
CUAGAUAUUUGUGACUCUAAAGUUCUUUACUAGAUACACUGAUCGAGUAAAUUCUUGCCAACUAACUACCUUCUAAUAAAAAUGUGAAUGUCACCUCAAGAGCAGGCAACAACGAUAAAACUUGUAUUACCGUUUCCAGUCUUUACCACCAGGCAGCUUACCACCGUCCCCAAAGCGUUUGUCAACUUCACAUACUUUGAAAGGACUGGUCAGUUUUUGUUUUCAGUGUGUCGUGUGAAUGAGAGAUACGCCUUCAGUUUACUCGGUAUGUGCUGAGUAAAAAGAAUGAUAGCGAUUAGGAGCGAGAGGUAUAGACAUUGAUAUUUUAUAGAUAAAUAGUACGUCUAGCGUCCGCGUAUAUGUGUGUUGAACAGCGACGGUUUCUGCAGUUGUUACGCAGCCGUGCUCUGCUGACGUAACGAAGAGGACGAGACGUAGACCCAGAGCGGUCGUGAGCUCCGUUACAGCGGACGAAUAUUCGAUGCUUCUCUCUCUCUAUACGUGUUCCCUUCCCGUUCUGUCGUUCCGUAGUUAAUUAUUACAACUUGAGUUUUAUUUUAUAUUUUUUUUAAAAGUGUUAAUUUUUUUGACACUGAAUCAAUAUUAAUCAUUCUGUCAACGCGAGUGAACCAGUGAGAACAAGAAACUUUUUUUUUAAAGUUCUAGUCUGCUCAUUAUUGUAUGUUGUUUUUCAAGAAGAAGAAAAAUUAAUAACUCGAGUUUUUUUUUACCUGAAACGUUUUGGCACUUUGUUAUUCAAAGGAAUACGAUAAUACGUAUAAAGUGACAACACAGACCGUGAGCACGCGCGUGACUUAAUAGGCAACAUCCUCCAUGCCACAGAAAUGACAACAACCUGUGUCUGAAACUAAACGUUUGGAGUAAAAACAAAGAUAUAACAACAGUACCACAAUCCUAUAGAUUCUAGCCUAGAUUCGGACAGAUUAAACUUGGAGAUCGUGUAUAUUUGGAGAGAUUAAACUUGGAGAUCGUGUAGAUCCUAGCCUAAAUUUGGAGUCAUUGUCACCUUCCCAAGACAUCGGUAUUUUGUUUGUUUCUGUUAUAUACCGAAAGCAUCAUUUACUAUACCAAUUUAUCAAAAGAAUGAAAACAAACCAAUAAUUGUGGUUUUGUCCUCAAUCAUCCAUUGUUUUGAACUCGAAAAUGUUAGCUUCAUCGUUUUUCUCAAACUUGAAAGAUUUUCUAACCUAAUACUGGGAAGAAUAUAAAGUAAACAACAUAAUUAAAACCGCUAUAAGAUCUUUUGAAACUUAACCAUGAGUGAUAAUUUGUCACGUUUAGCGUCUUCUGUAUACUGAAGGUUAAACUGUGAUACGCGCCGACGUUACCGUGUGUCCGACUCGGGAGAAUGUCCGGGAGUGCUUUGGAAGAUUCACGUAAAGCCAAUUUCGCUACUUAAAUAAGCGUGGAAUUUUUGAGACCUCGCAAGAAAAUGUGUGAGUUUGUAAUUCAUAUCUAAUGCUAAAUGUUUAGUUAUCUGCUUCUGUAAAGUCAGUACGAGAACUGUUGAGUGAGAAUGUACGUCUAAUUAUUGAAAGGUGUAUAAAGUUGUUCGUUUAACUAAGAGCAGUUGAAACACAUAACGAUAAGAAUUGACGUGUGGACAUAAAAAAAAAAAUUGUGUUCGAUUUUAUUGAUGAUACAAAUAUAGCGACGACUUUUACAAAAAUUUUCACCAUGCCUCACGUGAUACACAUCAUAUGUGCAUGCGUAACCGCGUCUCUGGGCUUAGUGUUUAACGGGUACAUUAUGAUUGUGUUGUUAUGGCAUAAUCAGGGUCACAUUCAGAGACCAAACAACGUUCUUCUUCUCCACCUUUCCCUGGUGGACACGGUGUUUUGUAUUGUGCUCCUCAUCUCCCCCUGCGUCUUUGGGGCCAUGAUGCCUAUCGAAUCUACUCCUGUGGGAUGUACUUUACAUGGUUUUUUGUGGACACUGCUUCCCGUCGUUGUGGUGUGGACGGUAUGUGGACUCAGUUGUGACCGCUACGCCGCCAUUUCUACGCCCCUACACUACUCGCGUCUCGUCAACACGCGACGAGCAGUGAUCUUCUUAGCAGGCGGGUGGAUGUUAGGAACAGUCCUAGCCUUACCUCCACUGUUUGACACCUGUCGUUACGUUUACAGAGACCCUCGCGGCGCGUGUGCUGCCGCGUGCACCACUGGAACACGCGUUGAGCUGAGUUAUGCUGUUAUCUACGUAUCGCUGGCCGUUAUUGUUCCCGUCUUGAUCAUCUUGUUGUGUAAUUUACACAUCUUCAACAUUGCUCGCUACCACCGCCACCGAAUAGUUACGGCCAUUUACGAAGUGACCCUGCGCGCGCAAGCCACCGUGACUCACCAGCGUAACCCUUGCUACCUGUCCAAGUUUAAAGGCAAAAACGCAUUUUUUACAAUAGUACAGCUGGUCGGAUCGGUAGUGGUGCUGGUUGUUCCUUAUUUUAGUGUUAUGAUUUGGGAAGCUGCAACUGGAAAAGAAGGAAGCGACAUCUUAGUUUCCGUGACAACGAUCAUGCUGGGUUGCGUUCCCACCGUGAAUGCCUAUGUUUACGGUGUGAAAAGUCGAGUCCUGCGACACACCUUCAAGUUUCUCUUGCAGCGUCACCUAUACAAACAGGAGGUAGACAGGACCAACCAUCCUGCUAGGUCCACCAUUAAGCGACGCUAUUCAGCUCCAAUAACUUCGACCACGUGGAAGAGUGGGAUAUGUGGUGUGGACGGUCGGGCCCUGCCGAGGCAGUAUUCUGACUGUUCAGUUCCAGCAAUAGCUACACACAGGUUAAAGGUCGUGCAGUCAACUCGGCCGAAGCCACUGGCCACUGGUAAUAAUAUGCCAUCUGCAGAACGAACCGAACAGCAAAGAAACACUACCUCCCUAUUUCCACUCUUGAUUGAACCUGUGGACAAGGUGGUGGAAACUCAUCUUUAGACCAGGUCUAUUGACACAUACCAAACCACAGUCGUGUAGGAGUUAUUGUAUCAAAGCACAGCCAUAUCAUUUUACACUAACUUCUAUUGGACCAAAGCACAGCCGUACACGAGUCACUAGGCCUGCUUUUGAAUAAAUUAUUAGAUUUAAAAAAAAAAUUGUGUGUCAGAAUUAUUCGGACCCAAUAUAUAUAUACUGAUCAACAUUUCACAUUCAAAAAUUUUUAUUGUGUUAAUCUGGACAAAUGUGAAUGAUAUAUCUGAAGGAAAAAUUUCUUCAAACGUGCCAGGUUCCACACACGAAGAAAACAUAAAAGAUUUCUCAAGACAAAGGAAUUUUUUUAAUUCGGAACAUUAAUACGGUAUGGAAAACGUGGUUUCUAAAGGUAUCAUGUUCUAUAAAGUGAUGAUUUCUUAAUUAUCAGUAAUCAUUGUUUGAGUAUAUUGUACGUUAUUCCUAUAGAAAUAAUGUUAAACUUUAUUGUUUGCUACACUAUAAAAUAUUAUUGUUAAUAAUAUUGUUUACAACACCAAUAAAGAUCAUUGUUUAGGAAUACCGUUUGUGGAUUCAUUUUAAAGUAUAUUGUUUACAACACCAAUAAAGAUUAUUGUUUAAGAAUACCGUUUGUGGAUUCAUUUUAAAUAUAUUGUUUAUAACACCAAUAAAGAUCAUUGUUUAAGAAUACCGUUUGUGGAUUCAUUUUAAAUAUAUUGUUUAUAACACCAAUAAAGAUCAUUGUUUAAGAAUAC